AUGAAAUUCUCUUUGUUACAGCAGAGCUACAUGAACCGCCGAAGCGGAAGUUUCAGAGGAGCAUCAGCGCCGUUAGAUUCAUCAACAGACAAUACAAUCAAAUCACCAGCCGCUAUUUUUUGGCUCGUUUUACACGGCCUUUGUUGUCUCAUAAGUCUCCUACUCGGCUUUCGCUUCUCUCGUUUAGUUUUCUUCUUCCUCUUCUCCACCUCCACCACCACCACUCUCUAUGUGACGGCACCGUUUCGCCCUCUCACUGAAACAACCGCCAUUUCUAGCCCCUUAACUAAUAGUGUUAAUGAUCUCCCGGUUCGAAUUCCGGUUAUUAACAAAACGGUGAGUUCGAGUUCGAGAGUUGUUGUCGGGCGACACGGGAUCCGGAUCCGGCCAUGGCCGCACCCGAACCCGAGUGAAGUAAUGAAAGCGCAUCAGAUAAUAGAGACAGUUCAAAGAGAGCAAAGGGUUCAGUUCGGUGUGAAGAGUCCUAGGACUCUUAUUGUAGUCACGCCUACUUAUGUGCGGACUUUCCAGACUUUGCAUUUGACUGGUGUUAUGCAUUCUCUGAUGUUGCUCCCCUACGAUGUCGUCUGGAUCGUGGUGGAGGCCGGUGGGGUUACCAAUGAAACUGCUUCGAUUAUUGCCAAAUCCGGUGUUAAGACUCGCCAUAUCGGAUUCAAUCAGAAAAUGCCGAAUUCUUGGGAAGGAAGGCACAGAUUGGAGACUAAAAUGCGGCUUCGUGCUUUAAGAGUUGUGAGAGAGGAGAAGAUGGAUGGAAUCGUGAUGUUUGCGGAUGAUAGUAAUAUGCAUAGUAUGGAGCUAUUUGAUGAGAUUCAAAAUGUGAAGUGGUUUGGUGCUGUUUCGGUUGGGAUUAUUGCUCAUUCAGGGGUGGAAGAGAAUUUGCCUAAUCCAGCAAUGCCUGUUCAGGGACCAGCUUGUAAUGCGUCUAACAAGUUAGUUGGUUGGCAUACCUUUAAUUCAUUGCCGUAUGAGGGGAAGAGUGCGGUUUAUAUUGAUGAUAGGGCUACAGUGUUGCCUAGGAAGCUGGAGUGGGCUGGGUUUGUAUUGAAUUCGAGGUUGCUUUGGAAGGAAGCUGAAGAUAAGCCAGAAUGGGUUAAGGAUUUUGAUUUGGUUGGUGAGAAUAUAGAGAGUCCUUUAGCUCUGCUCAAGGAUCCUUUCAUGGUGGAGCCACUUGGGAGCUGUGGGAGACAAGUUUUGCUUUGGUGGCUCCGUGUUGAAGCUCGUGCUGAUAGCAAAUUCCCUCCAGGAUGGAUAAUUGAUCCACCUUUGGAGAUUACUGUGCCAUCGAAACGAACACCAUGGCCCGAUGCUCCUCCUGAACUCCCUUCCAGCGAAAAGAUAACAAUUAACCAAGAACAGACUGUUAAGCGUUCUUCAAAGACUCGAUCACCCAGAUCAAAACGAAGAAGCAAGAGAAAGCAUGAAGCAAAGUUGGUGGAGACACAGGUCUCUGCAAGGCGUUCUGAACAAAACUGA
Messenger RNA from Dovyalis caffra, 1494 nucleotides. NCBI's taxonomy places the organism in Eukaryota, Viridiplantae, Streptophyta, Magnoliopsida, Malpighiales, Salicaceae. The record is from the annotation of a GenBank genome assembly.